AUGGCUGAUAAAUAAUACAUGAAUAUACAUGUCCUCGUAGCAGAGGAUGACAAUUUCUAAAGGUUAGCUCUUAUAGACAUUUUAACUCUAUGCGAUUAUUAGGUCACUGCUGUGGAAAAUGGCAGAUUGGCUAGAGAUGAGCUUCUGAAAUAAGAUUCAAAUAUUGACAUAGUUUUAUUAGAUUUAUAUAUGCCAGAAAUGGAUGGAUUUGAAUUAUUAAGUUUAAUGCAAGAACAUGAAAAUUUACAAAAGAUUCCAGUUAUCAUGAUGAGUUCAGAUAAAGAAGAAGAAAAGGUGGCAACAUGUAUUGCAAAAGGAGCAAAAGAUUACAUAUUCAAGCCACUAAGAGUACAAAAUGUAAAAGCUAUUGCAAAAUACGUACAGUACAAAGAUUAAGGAGAUAAAAAUUCUAAUCUAGUCGGAAUUUAAUAAUAUAAGGUUCUUAAAACAUUAGGUUAAGGUGCUUCAGGAAGCGUAGAGUUAGUGUAAAAAAAUGAUGGAAAUUUAUAUGCAUUAAAGACUAUAUCCAUGAAAUAUAUGAAUGAUACAGAAAAAAGAUCUGCUCAAUCAGAAGUUACUUUGCUAAAGGUCUUAGUUGCACCAACUAUUAUUCGUUAUUAUGAAGCAUUUGUCUAAAAUGAUUCAAUUUAUAUAGUUAUGGAAUAUGCAAAAGAAGGAGCCUUAAGCGAUAAAAUACAAGAGCAUAAAACUAAAGGCAUAAGGAUAGAUGAAGAAACUAUUCUUUACUUUACUGCAUAGAUCGUCAUAGCUUUGUUCUUUAUGCAUUAAAAGAAAAUUCUUCAUAGAGAUAUUAAGUCUCAAAAUCUUUUUUUAACUAAAGAAAAUGUAGUUAAGCUAGGAGACUUUGGUAUUUCUAAAGCUCUUGGAACAAAUGCUGAUUUCACUAAAACCUUGGUAGGAACUCCUUAUUUUAUGUCUCCUGAAGUGUGUGCUGGUUAAUCUUAUGGAGACAAAGCAGAUAUUUGGGCUUUAGGUUGUACUCUAUAUGAAAUGGUCAUGCUUCGUAGACCUUUUGAUUGUGAAAAUAUAAACACUCUCUUUACUAUGAUCAGAUAAUAAGACCCUUCUCCUUUGCACGAUAACUGCAGUACAGACAUUAGAAUGCUAAUUACUCUCAUGCUUAACAAAGAUCCACUAAAAAGACCAUUUAUUUGGGAUUUAGUAAACAUUCCAAUCAUAAAUAAGAAUAUUAGAAAAUAUCAUUAGCAAGAAGCUCCUGAUGAUCCCUUUUUGAUAGAAUUAUUGAAAAGACCAACUUCAGGUAAUCCUCUUUCAAUGCCUAAUACUCCAUCCAACUCUAACUCCUCCACUUAACCGCCAGCUAACUCUAACUCGGUAGCAAAUAACAACUCAAAUGUCUCUAACAACCCAUAAGAAGCAUAAUGUAAUACUUUAGAAUAAAUUAGUAAGGCUAUGAGUGAAGAAUUAAAACCUUACGACCAAAAAACAGGAAUGUUUCAUGUGGAAAGAAAUGUAAUCAACGGAAAACAAAUUUUUGAUUGGUUUAAUAAAUAUUAUCCAAAUUAUCAAACUUCUCAGCUUGUAGAAUUACUCUAAAAUUUAGUAGAAAAGAAGUAUAUUCAUCAUAUAUCAGGUCCACAGUAUGAAGCAAAUGUUAAUUCAUUAUUCAGAUUCUAAUUUGAUAUGCCUGGUAUACCUUAAAACUAUUACAAAAUAUGGAGCAAAUAAGCAAGAGCACCUAGUGAUAUAAUGUAAGAGAUAAUUUAAUAGGCUAAUUUCGUUCUCUAAGAAAUUUGCGAAUAAUACACAGGAGUGAUAUCAGAAGAUAAGCUUAUCCAAAGUAAGAAAUAUACAAAAUUCUAGGAAAUGGUGUGUGAACUUCAAAAAAUUUACUUGCAAGACCUUACUUAAGAAGAUUAAAGAAAAUCUUUCUUCUUGAAUCUGAUUUAAAUAAUGUAAUUUCACCAGUUUAUGAAAGAAAAGUAUGACCAUAAAAGAAAUGAAUAAAAAAAAAAUGUAUCAACAAUUCUAGAUUUGAUCUAAUCAUUUCUUCCAUUCUUUAAAAAAUAAUAAAAAUUUGAGUACAGAAUUGGGCAUUAAACUUUUUCUAUAGAAGAUGUGAAACAUGGAAUUCUAAGGUGUAAUAAAAAGCAUAAAGGAAGUAGCUUCCGUCCAUUUACUGGAAGCGAUGAUAAAUAUCAGCUCAUUUAAUAGUAAGAUUUAAGAGUUCUUAUUCUUUUUAAAGAAGAAAAUGCUUCACCUUCACCUUUGCUUUUCAUAACACCUGAAACAUUUGAGGAGCAACUGAAUCAACUUUGUGCUAAAUUUAUGAGCAGAUUUGUUUGCUAUGAUAGGGUUGAGAACGAUCUAACUUUGCAUAAAAUAUUUUAAAUAUAUCAAAAUGACUUUGGAAAAGAUUAAUCUGAUACAAUAAAAUGGGCUUCGAAAUAUACUAAGGGUAUAGGAAAUGUAAACGAUCUCAUAUCAAGCAUUUAACAAGGAGAAGUCUUUAUAUAAUUCUAAGAAAAGUUUGAAAUCUGA
This is a messenger RNA of Tetrahymena thermophila SB210, 2523 nucleotides long. RefSeq names its product Serine/Threonine kinase domain protein. The transcript has 6 exons. NCBI's taxonomy places the organism in Eukaryota, Ciliophora, Oligohymenophorea, Hymenostomatida, Tetrahymenidae. Gene Ontology annotation, biological process: phosphorelay signal transduction system; protein phosphorylation. Gene Ontology annotation, molecular function: ATP binding; protein kinase activity. The record is from RefSeq and is a predicted model, not a curated record.